AUGACUGUGUUGUCCCUGAAUUCCGGAAAUACUUAUGGCACUGCUGAGCAUACAAAUGGCAAGAACUAUAACGUGAGUCCACGACGCCGCCUAUCGCAAUGGUAUACGAACAUGUUCAUGAUCAAUUUCGUCGAGUUUGCCGCCGAAUCUUCGCGUGGUGUCGUACUCGCCACGCUCUUUCUCUACACCAAAUCUCUCGGCGGUGAUCUGGCCUUUAUGGGCAUGCUGACGUCGCUAUUCUCGGUAGGCCGUCUCAUCUCUUCCACAGUCUUCGGUUGGAUGUGUGACCACUACUCGUUUCGUUCGGUGUACAUUGUGUCCUCCGCAAUUUGUCUAGUGGGAAAUGUUAUUUAUCUCAUCGCGGACCAGCAUGUGGCUGGUAGUCUGACGGCGCUUGCGGUCAGUCGGUUCAUUGUUGGAUUUGGAGCUGGAAAUCGCAGUGUGUGUCGUGCCGACGUGGCAUCAAUCACGACUAUAAAUCAACGACUUCCGUACUUGACAUUGCUAGCCACGGUCGUUUUUCUCGGCUAUGCUUUAACUCCUGGUCUAGGCAGUCUGGUAGCCACAACUGACUCAUUUAUAUUUGGUAUUCACUUUAACAAGUUUACUUCACCUGGCAUGAUCCUGAUCGUGUUUAAUGUUUUAACAAUCAUCGGUAUGCUAACGGUGUAUGAUGAGUCUGUGGGUAUUCAUGAUGGCCCACCCGAGUCUCCAAGAACGGCAGCUACAAGCAACACGCUGAGUGAUCCGACUACGAUGCCAGAACGAAUUGUAAAUAUUGGCGCGGCAGUUUUCAUUUUUUUAAAUUUCAAUGCACGAGGCAUUCUGUCCGUAUUCGAGACAGUAAAUAUUCCCCUUUUUAUCGAAGCGACUGGGCAAGAUCCUGAAAGUGUGAGUGCCGUGGUAGCUGCAUCCAAUUUCCAGUUUUACCUGGGACUACUGGGGCUGCUAACUUAUUUCUCGAUUGAAUACUUUCGCCAUAGUCUCAAGGACGUGAGCUGGGUGCAGCUUGGAUUUAUGACUCUGCUAGCAGGUAACAUGCUGUUGGUUGUGGCUCCGGCACAGCUCUCGUUCUCGCAGCUUGCAAUCGCGGAAUUUUUGGUGUGGAGCGUGGGCUGCCCAAUCACAACCGCUGUGGUGCUGGCUGCUUUCUCGAAGCUGCUCGGCGGACGCCCUCAAGGCACGCUGAUGGGACUUCUUGGUUCCGCCGCUUCAAUUUCUCGUAUUGUGCUUCCACUGCUUCCAGCAGCAAUCCCUACGUUAACACCAGUAUUCUGGAUUAACAUCGUGUUGUGCGCAAGCAGUAUGGUGCUCUUAUGGUGGUACAGCAGACUGGUACACAAAACAAAGAUGGCGAUGCUUGCCGAUGUUGAGAGCGCGUUUCGGAUCGUGUCGCCUGCGAAUGACCCUCGAUCUCCGCUGGGCUCGGACAAAGCUGAUUUUCCAGAUAAAUAA
Plasmopara halstedii is the source of this 1455-nucleotide messenger RNA. RefSeq names its product major facilitator superfamily. Bases 1 to 1455 code for a protein of 484 amino acids. NCBI's taxonomy places the organism in Eukaryota, Oomycota, Peronosporomycetes, Peronosporales, Peronosporaceae. The transcript has a single exon. Gene Ontology annotation, molecular function: transmembrane transporter activity. Gene Ontology annotation, biological process: transmembrane transport. The record is from RefSeq and is a predicted model, not a curated record.